UAUGCCAAUUCUCACAUCUCCAAGAGGAAAGGUAGAAGUGGUUCAUUGUCGAAGAACAGAAUCUCAGGAUAUUUGUUGUAUCCAAAAACUUAUCAGAAAAUUCACACAGAAGCUGUUUGGGAACCUUAAUAUCAUUUAUCUUCUGGAAAAGGCAAACCUUGCAAUUACCCUCCACAAUGACAGAGAGGAGAUCAUGGCCCAGGCCACCUUUGUGGACUAUCCGAACUGGAAUGUUGCCCAACAGGAUGACUGGGUGCCUGUGUUCCGGGAGCUCGACGCUGAUAUUCCAUGCACACCUCUGAAUACCUUGUUCAUGCACCUCUUUGUGGCUGUGGAUGAGUAUUCCAAUGGCUGCUGCAAAGAAAUGUUGAGGACUGUAUUUAAAGCAGUGCCAGAAGUGCACUUCAUAUUUCUCAUAGUGCCAGCGUACAUGAGCAUAGGUACAACUCUGAUAAAUGUGUUUGACCUAGUAGGAAAUGUUCCAAGUUUGGAAUUUGAUGAGGACUUUUCUGUGCACAUAUGCUACAGACAGAACCAUUACCCUCAGCUGCACAUUCGAAAAGCCAAGGUCGAAGAUCAUGAUGAUCUUAUGCCAAUAUUGAUGCGACAUGAUACAGUUUUGAGGGAUACAUAUGGGGAAUACUUCCUUGCUGAACUAAUUGAGGCCCAAGAUGAAGAAAAUCAAGCUGCUGUGUGUGAGGUGGAAGGUAGAGCUGUUGGGUUCAUGAAUGUAUGUUCAGAAGUAAACAUGCAGCUCCUGCAUGAGUGCUUUGAUCUAGGACCCUUCCAUGGACUCUGCACUCCACAUCCUGAGGAUGUUCUGGAACCACCAAAGAAUAUACAACUUCAGGAAAAUAAAGAUUCUGAGGUGAGAAGUGGCAGCGAUGGGUCUCUGAAACGAGUGGAGAAACUUCAAGAACCUGCAACUUCAGAGCUGAUGGAAAGCAUCCAGGUAACAAACCAUCAGCCAGGUCUGUGUGAUGCCAGAGUGAUCGCAGUUGCUAGUGGAAACAUGAAUGACCCAGAGAAACAUGAGAAAUUAAGUGAAAUUUGCUUCUCUACUCACUUCAGAACUUAUCAACCCUUCAGCCAACCCAGUUUAACACCUAUCUUGAUGCCUGACACCAGUUCCUUCCGCCCAGUCUACAAAGGAGCUGCCUCUGCUUUUUGUAUUCAGCUGUUUUGUAUUGAUGAGCAAUAUGAAGCCAGGUCACUGGACUUUAUGGACUUUGUUUUCAGUCUUUUUCCUAACAAGAACUUCUGCAUCAUUUCUCUGCCUCAUAUGACACCCGAGUUUCCUCUCAUCCAAUACUUUGUGAAGAUCGUCCCCUUCAACAAUUGUACCCUUGAGCAGGACCUCUACGUCUUCCACCGGGCUGGAUUGCUCAAAUCAAUUAAUAUAAGAUUUGCUACAAAACUUGAUUGUCCUGGUGUUGAAAAUCUUGUCAACACCCUCAUGCUAAGUAAGCGCAUACUGGAAGAUGUUAGCUCCUACACUCAAGCUGGCAAAGAUCCUGAUGGAACACCAUUACAGGCAUUUGUGGCUGAUGUUGCGGACCAAAUAGUUGGUGUUGCGGUAACCAGAGAUGAAAAGGACAUAGAAUACAUCCGAUCGCAUUACAAUAUUGAAGAUUUCAUCUACUUCUCCCACCACCAGCGUCAGGAACAUGUGCAGCUAUAUCACUUUGCUCUGAACCCAAUUUUCCGACACUACUCCAAGUUUUUUCUCAAGGAGAUCUUCCGUUUAGGCUUUAAGUCCUGUCUUUAUUACCCAAUAUACCAAAAACACAGGGAAGGCAAGUUCCAGGGCUCCCUCGCCCACUCUCUGACAUCCGUCCUUCACUACUUGGUUCCAGUGCGACCACGACGACAGAUUGUCUACCCUCUGGAAAAGCUGGGCAUCAACGCUCCAUCCAAGUCGGUCUCCAAGGAACUGUUGGGCUUCGCUUUAUACCAUACAAAUAGAAAACUAACAUUGGAGCCUAAAAUUACUGUCAAUGCCAAGAUUGUUGUGGUUGGUGCGUCUAAUGUUGCCAUUUCCUUCCUAGAGACAUUGGUAUUUUGCUCUCAUCUGAAGUUUAGCAAUCUCACAUUGAUUUCGACCCACGGACUCCCAGGGAAAAAACUUCUGCAGUCUGAAGAAAGGAAGUUUUUAGCAACUGACCACUGUUUUAAUGAUAAAGAUCACGCACUGAUGUUGCUGUGUUCCUGGGUCAAUGUGGUCGUUGGACGGAUGACUGCCAUAGAUCGAGCAGCCAAGCAUGUUGUGGUUUCCAAAGACAAAAUUGUGCUGUACGACCACCUCAUCCUCUGCACAGGGCAGCAGUAUCAGGUUCCUUGCCCUUCAGGGGUGGAUAUUAAUUUACAUCUGACAAACAGGGAGAUUGCAAACCCCAGUAAGCAGCGAUAUACUGGUAUAGUUCCUUACAAUCACUUUCUUCUCAACGAUGAGGAAGAUUGCUUUGAGGCAUUGACUUGGAUAAGGAACAACUCCAUCAUCCCAGAAGGGAAGGUCAUUGUCUAUGGGAAUACUCUGGACACAUACACUACAGUGGAAACACUAUUACACAUUGGCAUCAAGGGCUGCAACAUCUUCCUGGUGCAGCCCCCAUCUCUGUAUACCACCACAUGCUUCAACAACUACUUUGUGGACUGCGCAGUGAAUGCUGCACUAGCAGCCAAGGGAGUGACAGUCUACCGGGAUGCUCUCCUGGCUCAGUGGAAUGAUGGGCAGAACCCAGACCCUAUUCACUGUGCCAGCUUCACUACAUUCAACAAGCCCUUAAAACUUUCCUGUUCUGUUUUCUUUAGCUUCUGUGAGAAGAAUGUGGAUUACAAUACCUUUAAAGCAUUCAAUGAUGCUUGUCUUGUCUAUGAUGGUCGACUUGUGAUUGAUACCAACUUUCACACAAAUGAUGUAGCCAUCAGAGCUGCUGGCUCUUUAACCAAGUUCUCUAAUCGAUAUUACUCGAAUGAAUGGACUCACAGCAACUUCAGUUCCAAAGAGAUUGGUUUUCAGCUGGCUGCAGCCAUGCUCAACCUCUUUGAUCCAACCAUUGAGCCUGUGAUUGACCCACCUCCUGAACUUGACCGACUCAUCCCCAUGUAUAAAGGAGCCAAAAUUCAAGGUGGCAUUCUUCCUGGGUCUUUCCAUUAUCUGCAUAUUGCCAAGCCUGCCAUUCCAACUCCCUUAGAAGUACAUAGGACCCAGUCUGAUUUGGGUACUGAGAUAGUAACAGGAAGUGCAAAUGAAGGGAAUUACUUCCGGAUACAUAUCAAUAAGUAUAGAAUGGUGGAAACCAUCACAUGCCUUUCAAAGAAGCCAUUCCCCACUUCCAACUACAUCCGCUUGUUUGGCCAACAUGAGCAAGUCCUCAACAAUCUGUGUGGUCGAUUCAAUGACAACAUGAUCCCAGAUCUCUACAGCUUCUUUGAGGAGUCAUGGUCCAUGGCCAUAUUUCAUGAUCGGUUUAUUGAUCUCAGGAAAGAAUUACGACAUAUCUUAAUCUCCUCAGAGGACAAAACCCCACUAUCCAUGGAGCGUGUAGCCUUUCAGAUAGAAGAUGAAGAGAUUACCCUGAAUGAAAAGUCCAGGACAUACCUCAAAAGAGUUUAUGAACAAAGCAUAUACAAGUCACUAGUGGAGAAGAGCAUUCUUGACUACCUGCACUAUAAUAACUACCACCUUCCCAUGUAUGCCUGGUCAGGCAUCAUUUAG
This is a messenger RNA of Suncus etruscus (white-toothed pygmy shrew), 3718 nucleotides long. RefSeq names its product cilia and flagella associated protein 61 (gene CFAP61). The record is from RefSeq and is a predicted model, not a curated record. The coding region runs from base 2 to 3718 and encodes 1238 amino acids. NCBI's taxonomy places the organism in Eukaryota, Metazoa, Chordata, Mammalia, Eulipotyphla, Soricidae. The transcript is spliced from 28 exons.